Messenger RNA from Pedinophyceae sp. YPF-701, 1860 nucleotides. The record is from the annotation of a GenBank genome assembly. Lineage: Eukaryota; Viridiplantae; Chlorophyta; Pedinophyceae.
AUGACCUCCGCCACCGCGAAGCAGAAGCGGGGUGCCGCCGGGGCGCAGGCGCCUGAGGGUGCGUCAAAAAAGGUCGCGAAGAAGCUUGCGAAGAAGGAUCGCAAGAAGGCGGCCAAGCAGCACAGGGCGGAGCUGAGAGAGCGGCUGAAGGAGACGGCUGAGCGGCUGAAGGAGCAGGAUGCCGAGAACGCCCAGUCCAACGGCGUGCGCGGCAAGAAGGCCGACAAAGACGCGAUUAUCGUCGAGUACGUCGAGCCCGACGUGCCCAAGGAGCUCCGGGAGGUCGAGCAGCCCCCGGACGCGAUGGACACGGACGACGCGCCGCCCCCGCCCGCGCCCAGCGAGGUCUCCGACAUCCAGGCGGCGUUCCGCCGGUACCUCGGCGGCGAGGACUCCUCCGACGAGGACGGCGCGCCGGCCGCGGGCGCCGACGGCCCCGCGCGCGACGCCGCGCAGGACGCCCCCGGCGCGUCGGACGGCUCGGACGCCGACGACGAGGGCCGCGGCGACAAGAUCGGGAAGCGCAAGCGCAAGGAGCUCGAGCGCAUGAAGAUCGUCGAGCUCAAGCGCGCCUGCGCGCGCCCGGACCUCGUCGAGAUUUGGGACGUGACGGCGCAGGACCCGCGUCUGCUGGUGCACCUCAAGGGCGUGCGCAACACGGUGCCGGUGCCGGGGCACUGGUCGCAGAAGCGCAAGUACCUGCAGGGGAAGCGCGGCAUCGAGAAGCCGCCGUUCCAGCUGCCGGACUACAUCGAGGCGACGGGCAUUGGCAAGGUGCGCGACGUGUACUUGGACACGGACGGCGGGCCCGGGCUGAAGCAGCGGGCGCGGCAGCGGAUGCGGCCGAAGAUGGGCGGGAUGGGCAUCGACCACGCCGUGCUCCAGGCGGCGUUCUUCCGGUACAUGACCAAGCCGAAGAUGACGCGGUACGGCGAGCUGUAUUACGAGGGCAAGGAGUACGACUGCAAGCCCGAGGGGCUGAUGCCGGGCGUGCUGAGCGCGGAGCUGCGCGAGGCGCUCGGGAUGGACCCCGACGACCGCACCGCGCCGCCGCCGUGGCUCGUCAACAUGCAGCGCUACGGCCCGCCGCCGUCCUACAUGGAUCUCGAGAUUCCGGGCCUGAACGCGCCGCUCCCGGUCGGCGCGGAGUGGGGCUACCAGCCGGGCGGGUGGGGCAAGGCGCCCGUGGACGAGACCGGCGCGCCGCUGUACGGCGACGUGUUCGGGCAGGGUUUGGUGAAGGAGGACUGGCGGGUUGGAGUGGACAUGGAGGCGAAGUUCGGCGUGCUGGAGGUGCUCGAGAGCGAGGAGGAGAGCAGCGAGGAGGAGGAGGAAGAGGAGGAGGAGGAGGAGGGCGGCGCGGAGGCGACGGAGGAGGAGUUACGGGCAGGGACUGCGUCGGUGGCGUCGACGGCGCUGCCGCCGGGCGCGGUCACGCCGAUGUCGACGGUGGAGGUGCGGAAGGACUCGGCCGCGCCGACGCCGAUGCCGCCGGGGCAGUUCGGCGUCGUGCUCGAGCAGCGCGAGGGCCGCGUGGACCGGGGGGACAUCAUGGGUACGACGCACACUUAUGUCAUUCCGGGCAAGGCCGAGAAGGCGCGCGGGCGCGUGGAGGCGAUCAAGGCGCAGAUGGGCGCGGGCGCGAAGGACGCGCAGGUGUCGCUGGACCCGGACGAGAUCGAGGGGUUGUCGGACGAGGAGAUGCGGCGUCUGUUGGAGGAGCGGAUCGCGGAGGAGCGGGCGCGCGCGGGGGCGGUGCGGGAGGACUUCUCCGCGCUCGUGGCGGAGCGGGCGGCGCAGCAGCAGAAGAAGGAGAGCGCGCGGCAGGCGAAGAAGGAGAAGGAGAAGUUCAAGUUCUGA